CAUGGGGAGAAUUGCAGUUCAGAAGCUUUGCUACGCUCGUUCACGCAUCCGAAAAAAGGGGCCUCCUCCGUCAAGGGAGAGAGAAAGAGACAGAAUAAAGUAACGCGUAAGGGUCGAGAGGUUACGAAGUGUGUGCUUCGUCGCGCAUCCUUAACUUCAGGAAAAUUCGGAAGUUUAACGUUGUACACAAGCUAAAAAAAUGAAGACGAUAUUGGGUCUUAUGUUGAUAUCCAUUGUUGGAUUAUCGUUGGCCAAUCCGGUGGAGAAGCUCGAUAAAAUCAGCGUCAUUGAGCAGCAGUCCGUGACAAUGAAUGAUCGUGCAAAAUAUGAGGAGGAACUUUUACGAAAGCUCAAUCAAAAAUGUUCACAGAAUGACAUUAAUAGUUGUGUAAUGUUAAAACUUGUUACCUAUAUGAAUCGAUUGUUGAAGAAAGCGAGCAUUGAACUCACUGACGAUAUUGAAAUUCGUAAAACGAGUCAAGCAACUGAGGAGGUAAUUACAUUUGAGGCGGGCAGAAGUAAAGACGAUGAAUCAGAAAUAUUCGAUUUGAUUGCCAAUAAAUUUUACGCAUUCGUCAAAUCACGUAGCAUUAAAUGGCGAAUACUUCCUGAUGAGGAUGUUGUUGUUUCCGCAUCUGAGGACGAGACAGGAUCUCUAAGUCUUGGACUAUCCAUUGAGCGUUCCGACGAUGCCGUUCAAGAUGGUCGCGGAAAGAAGAAUAACAUGGGACCACUAUUGGCCGCAGCUGUCCUAAAAAUUGGCUUAAUCGGUGGUCUGGCAUUCAAGGGUCUUGCCCUACUCGUUGGCAAAGCUCUUCUCCUCUCGAAAAUCGCUCUCCUAUUGGCCGGUAUUAUCGGUCUCAAAAAGCUCUUCUCACAACAAAAACACGUGACAUAUGAGGUCGUUGCCCAUCCACAUCACAGUUCGAGUCACAGUGUUAGCGAGGGUCACGGUCACGGUGACAGUUACUCGAGCGGUUGGGCAAGAAGCUUCCACAAUCAACCAAUAUUGGCCGGCACGCCAGACGCACAAGAAUUGGCCUAUUCGGCUCAUAAAAAAUGAGCAAAUUCGUCUAGACAACCAUUGACCCUGGGUCUCAGGACAGAGUAACCUGCCAAAAGGAAAACUGACUUCCGGGAUCUCAUUCUUUUUUUUUUAAUUUUUGGUCUUAACCAAAAAAGAAACAAAACUACGCACUCUCUUGCCGUUAAAAAUUUAAGUCAUAAAAUUACAAGUCGUUUCCCUCCCCCUCAACCCUUAUUCAUCAUCAUUUUUUUUUAAUUUCACAUUCAUGGUUCCCAUUCCCCAUCGCCCUCCACCCAAAUAAUCAAAAAAACUUCUCAAGUGAGAGACACGGAUAUUAUUAUAUUGUACUUAUUUAUUUAUUUAUCAUUAAGGACGGAUUGGACCCGGACUCAUUUUGACUCGCACUAGUGGACAGAAUCGACCUGUAUUAAUAACGGACGUAAAUUAGCCAAGGUUCUUUUCUAGAAUUGUGAGCAUUAAGGUGCGUGUUAUGUGUUUAUAUAUGUACAUGUAUAUGAUGAUAUGCAUGCACGCACUGCUCACCUACUUUCUCGAAUCGAGAUCGUUUCAGUGAAUUGCCUUGUUGCAAUAUUACUCUUAUCUCAGACGUAUAACUGAUCAAGGUUGAGAUUAACGGACCAAAAAGGAAAAAAAAUCUUGUAUUUAUAGAAAUCGAAUAGACAGAGACUGAAGAAAAUUAUUGUGAUUACGAUUUCGAGUGAACUAAUUUUUAAGAUAAAUGACGGGAUAUUUUCGUGAUGACAGGAAUUGGAAAUUUAUUCUUGUUUUUUUACAAAUUGAGAGAUUUUUAUGUUAAAUGAAAGGAGAACAGUUUUUUUAUGAGUUUGAAGACCUUUAAAGUACCACAAGAUUUGGGAGUUCAAAGACAUUUUAAGAGUCCUAAAGCUUCUUAGGUCCAAAGACAUUUUAAGAGUCCAAAGAUUUUUUGUGUCCAUAGAUAUUUCCAGAGUCUAGAAUCCUCUUAAGAAUUUGAGCAUACUUUAAGAGUCUAAAAACUUUUUAUGAGUCCAAAGACAUUUUUUAAGACUAACGUUUUUUAAAAGUCUAAAAUUAUAUUAAGGGUCUGAAGACAUUUUAAGAAUCUAUAGAUCAUUUAAGGGUCGGAAGAUUUCUUGAAAGUCCAAAGAAGUCAUAAGAAUCAACCGACCUUUUAAGAGUCAAAAGAUUUCUUAAGAGUCCAACGACGUUUUAAGAGUAUACCGACCUUUUAAGAGUUAAGCAGAUUCUUAAAAGUCAACCGACUGUUUAAGAGUCUAAAGAAUUUUUAAGUUUACAAACAGUUUAAGACUCACCAGACUCCUUAAGUAUCAAAAUACUUCUUAAGAGUCCAAGACAUUUUAUGAGUCUAAAGUCUUUUUAAAGGCCUAAAUACAUUUUAAUAAUCUAGUAACCUUUUAAGAGUAAAAAAAAAUUUUAUAAUUAAAAAUAUCAUUCAAGAGUUACCGACCUUUUAAGAGUCUACAGAUUUCUUAAGAAUUAAAAGAUUUUCUAAGAGUUUAAAGACAUUUAAAGUGAACACACUCUGUAAGAGUCCAAAAACUUCUUAAAUUUCUAAAAGGUUCAAAAGCUUUUUAAUAGUUAAGAUAAUUUCUAAAUGUCAAAAGACUUUUUAGGUCAAUGUUUAAGAGUUCAAACAUUUUGUAAGAGUUCAAAGACUUUAUAGGUCACUAGACUUCUUAAGAGUUUAAAAACUUUUUAGGUCAACAAGUUUUCUAAAAAUCAAAAGACUUUUUAAAUCAAUAGACUUUUUAAGAAUCAUAGACUUUUUAUGUCAAUAGACUUUUUAAAAGUUUAAGGAAUUUUUAGGUCGACAGAUUUUGUAAAAUUAAAAAAAAAAUUUUAGGUCAAUAGACUUUUUAAAAGUUUAAGGACAUUUAAGGUCAACAAGCUUUGUAAGAAUCAAAAAACUUUUUAGGUCAAAAGACUUUGAAAGUGUCGAGAGACUUUUCAGGUCAAUUGUCAUUUUUAAGAGUCCAAGGACUUUUUAUGAGUCAAACACAAAAAAACAAUAUUUCAAAUGACAGGCGGAAAAUUCUAAGGACUUUUACUAAAUUUAAAGGACGUUUACAAAAUUCAAAGAACAUUUACGAAAUUCAAACUACAGUUACGAAUUGUAAAGGACGUUUACAUAACUCGCAGAACAUUUACCUAAAAUUCAUUUUAAUGAAUGAAUUUAAAUUCUAAUUACAAUUAAAAUUAAAAUAAAGACGUAUUUAAAACAAAUGAGACAGAAUAGAAGAACUCAUACGAGACGACACGUGUCAAAGAACUCUAUAUACGACAGUGAAAAGACAUUUACAAACAAUAAAUCCAAACGGCUACAUUUUUAAAAAAAAGUAAGUCAAUGGUCUACUAUUUUUUUUCUUUCUCUUUUUGAGUUGACUGGAGGUCACGAGACCUGACGAUAAUACCAAUGACCCUUAACUUAACGCACCCAAGACGAGUGACACUAGAACACAAUUCACCUGAGACAAAGUAUUGUAGAUUGAAAUGUAGUUAGCAAAACGACCCACGAUGUAUCGCGUAACUUCCCCUCAUCGAAGCUAAUUAAGUAAUUAACUUAUUUCUCCUAUUUCACGAGAGUGAAAAUUGUAUCAUAACUUUUCAUUGUUGUCCAUUGUGAGAAUAAAUAUUUAUUGUUUUUUAUAAAGAAA
Molecule: messenger RNA, 3702 nt
Organism: Leptopilina heterotoma
Lineage: Eukaryota; Metazoa; Arthropoda; Insecta; Hymenoptera; Figitidae
Exons: 3
Coding region: 200-1063 (287 amino acids)
Source: RefSeq, a predicted model, not a curated record